UAACAUUUGGUGCAAUAUUUUUAUAUACGAUAUAUGCCAUAACUUGCUUCUUCAAUUCACGGGAUUUUAUUCCUGAAAAUCCAAAUAUGUAUAGUUUACCGGGAAUCGCAUUCAGUUCUCUCGUAUCGCUUAUCAUAAUUGUUGAUCCUGAUAACGUUCGAGAGUGGCUAUCAUUAGUUGGAUUCACUUUCAUCACCGAACUUAAUUAUUUAAUUUUAGGUUUACUUUACGUGAAGUUGCAAUACUCAUGGGCUAGAGCAGCAGGAGAAAUAACUUUGUUUGAUACACGUUUAUCACCAACUAUUAGAAUUUCAAUACACAUUCAUCGGCAUAUUUUAUAUUUAAACAUAUCAUUAAUAUUAGCAACAUUUAUUUUUCGUGUAUUAGAACAAACCAAUUCAAAUAUACAAGACAUGUUUAUUCCAUCAAUCAUGUGGGAAAUUAUUUUCAUUGUAUUGAUGAAUGUGGGAUUUUUAUUUGGUAUAUUUAUGAUAUUGGCUUUGGCGACUGAUCGUGAAGUCAAACAAAAAAUUGGUGAAUCUUUGGUUUUUAAAUUUUCAAAUAAAGCCGAUAGAAGCAAAGCAAUAAAGGUAUUUGUCAUCAUGAUGAUUCUUAUGUUUUCAUUUUCAUUCUUAACGAUAUCAAAUGUAUUGGUUUCAUCACUUUCGCCGACAGUAUCAAAUUUUUGGAAAUCAAGAGUAACUAGUGAUACAUCAAUUUCGUUAUCAAUGAUUUCAAUAUUAUUCUUGCUUCGAUCGAAGUCAUGCUCACGCUAUUUAGUUAAUCCAUCAUCAUCAUUACUUACUACACGUCCGUCAUCACGUUCAUUGGGACCUACACCCAAGCAGUUAGCAGAUGAUGAAAGAAGAAAUUCUGCAGCUUAUACAACACGUACAGCUGUAGUUCGUCCGGAGCCGUCUUACAAGAUGAAUUUGAAACGUAUUUCU
Molecule: messenger RNA, 947 nt
Organism: Funneliformis caledonium
Lineage: Eukaryota; Fungi; Glomeromycota; Glomeromycetes; Glomerales; Glomeraceae
Source: the annotation of a GenBank genome assembly